This is a messenger RNA of Neltuma alba, 1283 nucleotides long. Its product is annotated as NAC domain-containing protein 90-like. Gene Ontology annotation, molecular function: DNA binding. The record is from RefSeq and is a predicted model, not a curated record. Bases 231 to 1025 code for a protein of 264 amino acids. The transcript has 3 exons. NCBI's taxonomy places the organism in Eukaryota, Viridiplantae, Streptophyta, Magnoliopsida, Fabales, Fabaceae. Gene Ontology annotation, biological process: regulation of DNA-templated transcription.
GUGUGCAGACUGUGGAGACGAAGCCUUUCUUAUAUAAAUCACAACCGUUCGCAUCAGAAUUUGUUGUGAUUACUGCACUAACGAAGCUGCCCAGCUUCAAACGCAGAUAUUAACCUUGCUGAUUUAACGUUAUCUAUAUAAGGCCAAACAAAGCGGCGAAGCUUAAUUACUGCGAAUUCGUAUUCUCUUGUGGUUUGUGUAUAGCAGAGAUCGGAGAUCGAUCGGGAGAGAUGGAAAACAUGGCACCGGGAUAUCGGUUCUACCCAACUGAAGAGGAACUGAUUACCUUCUAUUUGCGAAGAAAGCUCGAAGGAGAUCAGAGGGAGGACAUCAACCGGGUCAUACCUGUGCUUGAUAUUUAUGAAUAUAAUCCUUGGGAUCUCCCACAGGUGUCGGGAGAGGCGAGCCUGAGAGACACGGAGCAGUGGUUCUUCUUCAUUCCGAGGCAAGAAAGCGAAGCUCGCGGAGGAAGACCAAGACGACUCACAACAACAGGCUACUGGAAGGCCACUGGCUCUCCUAACCAUGUCUAUUCCUCUGAGAAUCGCGUCAUCGGCAUGAAAAGAACCAUGGUUUUCUACAACGGAAGAGCCCCCAACGGCCGCAAAACCGAUUGGAAGAUGAACGAGUACAAGGCCAUCGGAGGCCAGCCAUCCUCAACUCGCCCAUCUCCUCUGCGCUGCUUUGAUUUGCAGUUAAGGCAGGAAUACAGUUUAUGCAGGGUGUACAAGAAAUCAAAGUGCCUGCGAGCGUUUGAUAGAAGGCCACCUCCGAUGAGGGAGAUGGAUGCUAAUGAGGGCUCUAGCUCAGCGACGUUUCAUCAACAAGUUCAAAACCCAGCAUCGGGUUCAUCGAGUAGACCCAUAGGGACCGCAAGCUCUCCAGAGAGUUCAUCAUCAGGAGACCAUGGCCAAGCUUCGCAUAGUGGGGAAGCGACGACGGGUCAAAUGGAUUUGGAGGAUGAGCCCUUGUUGGAUUGGGAGCAAAUUGACUGGUUUCUUGCCAAGCAUGACUCAACCGUGUGAACCCAGGAAAUUCAAACACUGGAUCGGAAUAUAUAUAAUAUCGCCACCUUAUCUUCUACAAUAAGUUCUCACGUCAUGAUGUCUAUAGAUCCGACUAGAAAUUUCUCCUCUUGCUCAUGGAUGUUUCUGAGCCAUAUCUAUCCCCGCUUUAAUUUAUCUCUUAUUUAUUUUUCAGUUAAUUAAUUAUAUCGCUGAUUAUUUUAUCAAGUUUUGUAGAGACGUUUAACAUUAUGGUUCAUCUCGGUUUCUGACCACUUA